Podospora anserina S mat+ is the source of this 1587-nucleotide messenger RNA. RefSeq lists its product as uncharacterized. The record is from RefSeq and is a predicted model, not a curated record. Gene Ontology annotation, molecular function: potassium ion binding; pyruvate kinase activity; magnesium ion binding. Bases 1 to 1587 code for a protein of 528 amino acids. The transcript has 5 exons. Gene Ontology annotation, cellular component: cytoplasm. Gene Ontology annotation, biological process: glycolytic process. NCBI's taxonomy places the organism in Eukaryota, Fungi, Ascomycota, Sordariomycetes, Sordariales, Podosporaceae.
AUGGUCAACACAGCUCUCGACCACCUCAACUUGGGGGGCAAGAUCGAAUGGCUCUCGCAGCUCGAUACCGCGUUCCAGCCUGCCCGCAACUUCCGCCGCACCUCCAUCAUCUGCACCAUUGGCCCCAAGACGAACUCUGUUGAGGCCAUCAACAAGCUCCGCGAGGCUGGCCUCAACGUGGUGCGCAUGAACUUCUCCCACGGCAGCUACGAGUACCACCAGUCUGUCAUUGACAAUGCUCGCGCUGCCGAGAAGGCCCAGAAGGGCCGUCAGGUCGCCAUCGCCCUCGACACCAAGGGCCCCGAGAUCCGUACCGGCAACACCGUCAACGAUGCCGAUCUCCCCAUCUCCGCCGGCGCCAUCUUGAACAUCACCACCGAUGAGAAGUAUGCCACGGCCUGCACCACCGAGAACAUGUACGUCGACUACAAGAACAUCACCAAGGUCAUCUCCCCAGGCCGAAUUAUUUACGUCGACGACGGUGUCUUGGCGUUCGAUGUGCUCGAGAUUGUCGACGACAAGACCAUCAAGGUUCAGGCGCGCAACAAUGGUUUCAUCUCUUCCCGCAAGGGUGUCAACCUGCCCAACACCGAUGUCGAUCUGCCCGCCCUCUCCGAGAAGGACAAGGCCGAUCUCCUGUUCGGCGUCAAGAACAAUGUCGACAUGGUCUUUGCUUCUUUCAUCCGCAGAGGGCAAGACAUCAAGGACAUUCGUGAGGUCCUCGGCGAGGAGGGCAAGCACAUUCAGAUCAUUGCCAAGAUUGAGAACAGACAAGGUCUCAACAACUUUGCCGAGAUUCUCGAGGAGACCGACGGUGUCAUGGUUGCCCGUGGCGAUCUCGGUAUCGAGAUUCCCGCCGCCGAGGUGUUCGCCGCUCAGAAGAAGAUCAUUGCCAUGUGCAACAUUGCUGGCAAGCCCGUCAUUUGCGCCACUCAGAUGCUCGAGUCCAUGAUCAAGAACCCCAGGCCAACCAGAGCCGAGAUCAGUGAUGUUGGCAACGCAGUUACUGACGGCGCCGACUGUGUCAUGCUUUCCGGUGAGACAGCCAAGGGUAGCUACCCCAACGAGGCUGUGCGUGAGAUGAGCGAGGCCUGCCUCAAGGCCGAGAACACCAUCCCAUAUGUCAGCCACUUCGAGGAGCUGUGCGCCCUUGUCAAGCGCCCCGUCUCCAUUGUCGAGUCUUGCGCCAUGGCGGCUGUCCGGACGUCUCUCGACCUCAACGCCUCGGCCAUCUUCGUUCUCUCCACCUCGGGGGUCUCUGCCCGCCUCAUCUCCAAGUACCGCCCUGUUUGCCCCAUCAUCAUGAUCACUCGGAACGCGUCGGCCUCGAGAUAUGCCCACUUGUACCGCGGCGUAUACCCAUUCUCCUUCCCAGAGGCCAAGCCCGACUUUAGCAAAGUCAACUGGCAGGAGGAUGUGGAUCGCCGCAUCAAGUGGGGUCUUACCCACGCUAUCGACUUGGGUGUUCUCAACGAGGGUGAGACGGUGGUGGUUGUCCAGGGCUGGAAGGGCGGCAUGGGCAACACAAACACUCUGCGUAUCGUUAAGGCCGAUGUGGACCACCUCGGCAUUGGCCAGCUGGAGUAG